Molecule: messenger RNA, 8507 nt
Organism: Toxorhynchites rutilus septentrionalis
Lineage: Eukaryota; Metazoa; Arthropoda; Insecta; Diptera; Culicidae
Gene: Cog4
Product: conserved oligomeric Golgi complex subunit 4
Exons: 4
Coding region: 124-2415 (763 amino acids)
Source: RefSeq, a predicted model, not a curated record
GAUCAGCUGUAACUUGACAGUUGCAUAAAGUUUGCCAGCAUACCAGCAUUUGCAUUAUUAUUUGUAUCUGUUUAAAUUCAACUAUUUUUUUUAAAAUACAGCCAAGAUUAGAGUUUUUUUUAAAUGAUGCCGUUAAAUGAUUUGAUAGGGAAUUGUGACAUAACCACACAAGAAGGUAUCAAUGAGGCAUGCGAAAAGAUUGCCUCAAAAGAGAAAGAAAUCGAUGUGCGUUUGGAGAGUAUUCUUUCGCAACAAUGUCAGCUUGAGGCAAAAAUGCGCAAUAUUGGUCUGGCACUGAGUGGUCUAUCAGUUGUUGCAGAAAAAAGCCAGAACCUGUCGUCAAUGAUCGACGAUACGUCUCAGUUGGCGGAAAAUGUUAGCGCCAAGGUACGCCGCCUGGACGAAGCCCGAAGUCGAGUCUCGGAAUGCCAACAGCGGGUUCAUGAUUUGAUCGAUCUUCAACUGUGCAGCCAAGGUGUAAUAAUGGCCAUCAAAGAGGAAAACUUUGAAAAGGGAGCUCUGCACGUUAACCGAUUUCUUUCCAUGGAUAAGGCCUUGCUGCAGAAAACGGCGGAUGAUGUGUCUGGUUCGGUUACGUCUGUUAGUAAAGCAGUUUCCACGCUGGAGCAAGCAGCAACACAAAUACGGCAAGUGGUGAAUCAGAAGUUUGAUGAGGCCGUCAAAAAAGAUGACCUCGCGUCAGUCGAACGAUUCUUCAAAAUAUUCCCGUUGCUGGGUAUGCACGACGAAGGUUUGGAGAAGUUUAUGCACUAUAUAUGCUCCAAACUGCACAAUAAGUCCCAAAAAGAACUUCGCUCAUCGAUGGACAUUGCGAAGGCAGAGAAAAGAACUACCGUUGCGUACGCUGACACGCUGACAGUGCUAUUGGAGAACAUUGCGCGUGUGGUGGAAGUCAAUCAAGCGAUCAUAGAAAACUGCUACGGCCCCGGACGUUUAAUUCAGAUAAUUAACAUAUUGCAGAAGGAAUGUGACGAUGAAGUGGUUCAGUUGGUCUUGGAGUUCAACAAGAAUCGACAAAUCGGAAGAAGAGUAGCACAGAUUAAUGAUUAUAUCAAAAAUUCGGGUAAUUCAACGACGAUGGGCCAUUACAGGAAAGCCUCUGGUGGAGGAUCAGUUGAUAAGCUAAAUGCAAAAGAUAUCGAUGCACUAAUAGGUGAAAUUACUAUUAUACAUUCCAGAGCAGAGCUCUAUAUAAAAUUCAUUAACAGAAGAUGCGCGAAUGAUCUCGAGAAAAGCAACAUGGAUCUCGACACAAAACAAGCUAAAAUGAAUGGUUUGAAUGAAUUACUUCAGAAGUCUCGCCUAAGCACCCAAAUGCAGGAAGUAUUAGGAACGUAUCUACUGUUCGAACGGUACUUCAUGGAGGAAAGUGCAUUGAAGGCGAUUGCUCUGGACAAUCUUGAAUUUGAUCAACAGUGUUCCAGUAUGUUGGAUGACGUUUUCUUCAUUAUUCGCAAAUGUAUUCGUCGUUCGAUUGGUACCCAAUCAUUGGAUGGCGUUUGUGCUGUGUUAAACAAUGCUGCCAGUUGUUUGGAACAGGACUUUAUGAAUGCCUUGAAAGCGCCGCUAAAAGCUGGCUAUCCAACGGGUUACAUGGACUUGGCACAAUCUGCGUUACAAAGUUCGAUUCAACAGGGUCGACUACAAACGAGCGAUGUAGAUCAAGCUCGCAUGAAGUUUAUCACUGCUCUGAAUAAUGCCGAUCAGUCCACGGAGUUUAUUGAAACUUUGUGGUCAAUGAUGACGGAGGAGAUCAAACUGAAUUUUCCCGCAAUGACCGUCCGAGAGAAGGAAAAACUUGAUAGUUGUCUUUCUGGUCUGAAAUCGUUCGGAGACUCGCUCAAAGCGCUCGUUGAUUUUGGACUUCAGCAGUUACGCACGUCUGCCAUAAAGCCCCGCCUGCAUCCGUGGGUAGAUCAAUUUAUCAGUCAUAAUCACAACCUGACAGAGGAUGAACUGGCCACGUACGAAGCCGGUGAAACAUUCAUCCAAUUUUUGGUCGUUCAGAUCGAUGGACUAUUUAAUAUGUUCAAAUCAACUCUCACCUCUCGCAAUUACGAUGCGCUGGUCAGCAUCGUAACCACCGAAAUCACAGCCCGUUUGGAGCGAGCGAUCAAAAAGUCUACCUUCAACAGACUCGGUGGAUUGGUUCUAGAUCAAGAAUGUCGUGCGUUGGCGUCGUUCUUAACCGGGGCCACCUCAUGGUCAGUGAGGGAUAAACUUGCAAAACUACUCCAAAUAUCAACGAUCUUGAACUUGGAGAGUGUGUCCGAAUUACCCGAGUAUUGGGAAUCCUCGUCAGCAACCUGGCGGUUGACCCCAAGUGAAGUACGCUCGAUUUUAGCGCUGCGCAUUGACUUUAAAAUCGAUGACAUAAAAAAGUUGAAAUUUUGAAUGCGCUUAUUGCAAGUAUUGCAUAUUGUAAAUAAUCAAAUCGUAUAAUAUAAAUAAUGCAAAAUAAUUUGACUAGAAUAUUCGAAAAUUCAUUAAUAAUAAGCUUAAGCGAUGUUCUCUUUUACACCCCGAGUUCAUGAAAAGUGUAUUUUAAGCUCUUUUUAAAAUGACAGGAAAUAAUUUGCAAGGUAGGUUUGCUGAAUAUUGUCCCGCAUGACUGGAGACAAGUGAGAGUGAGAGCCAUACGAAAACCCAACAAGCCGCCUUGCGAUCACAAUACGUAUAGCUCGACUGCAAUAUAAUCCUGUAUUCGUAAAUUGUAAGAGAAAACGAUUCUACUACGUUUGGACAAGUGGGUCGAAACGAACAAUUUGCUGUCAAAUACGCAAUUUGGCUUCCGCCGAGGUAAAGGAACGAAUGAUUGUCUCGCGCUGCUAUUUUCUGAAAUUCCAAUUGCAUUCGCUCGUGAAGAACAUAUGGCUUCUAUUUUUCUCGAUAUCCAAGGGGCAUUUGAUUCAGUUUCCAUGGAAAUUCUCUUAGAGAAGCUUCAUAAUCGUGGACUUUCACCAAUUCUGAACAAUUUCCUGUCAGAAAAGCAAAUGAUUUUCUCUCAUGGCAGCUCGAAAUCUUCUCAUCACAGUUUUAUGGGCCUACUGCAAGGCCCCUGCCUAAGCCCUCGCUUGUAUAGUUUUUACGUCAAUGGUAUGAAUGAUUGUCUAACUAGAGACUGCACGCUGAGACAACUUACAGACGAUGGAGUUAUUUCCAUCACGGGUUCUAAUCCCGUCGUUCUGCAAAAAUAGUCGCAAGAUACCCUGAACAAUCUGUUCACGUGGGCCCUCAAGCUGGGUAUCGAAUUCUCUACGGAGAAAACUGAAAUGGUCUUUUUUUCUAGGAAGCACGAACCCGCCCAAUUCCAGCUUCACCUAUCCGGAAAAACGAUCCAACACUCUAUGUUUUUCAAAUACCUGGGUGUAUAUUUUGAUUAUGAGCCUGAUCACGAACAUCACUGCCACGUACGCCUUCACGUCGCUUACAAUUCACUUAAUCUUUUUGUGUUUAUCAUCAUUGUCACGGACAGCUGCGUGUAAAAAUGGACUACGUGAAGUGAAAGUGUUCAUUCCCGUUUAUAAGAGACAUGUUGGUUGCAUAAUGUCGGGUGUUUCAACGUUGUGUCGGUUGCAUAAUUUCGGACGUUUGAACGUUAUGUAGGUAAAAUUAAUACAGCGUAUGAGAUAACAUUCCAUUUAAUUAAUCGUAUAUUUUAGAACAACAAGUUUGCGAUUAUACCUCGAUGAUUAGUUUGCUGAGUCAAAUGCUGCCUCAAAGAUGAGGAGGAAUACUUGGUUGCUCGGGAAUAAUGUAGUUGUUGAACAUAUGGGAAUGUAAUUCUACGCCAGAGAUAAAACAUGACUAUUAUGUUUAAUAAUCGAAAUCUCGCAUACUCUUGUACUUAGCUCUGUCUUACUCGUUUGAAUAGUGAGAAAUAUUUAGAAUCAUUUUUUUAUGAACCGUUUCUACAAUUUUGAUGAAUAAUAAUACCUUCUAUAUCUAACAAAACCGAAUUUAUCCACCUCACGAUCAGUAUAAUCUUAGCUACUCCCAUAUGGGAUUCUGAAGUUUAAUCCUCUUAUCCUUCCCAUUCUCGUGUAAAUUGAUAUACGGGACAUGAGGUUUGAUUUAAUUAUUGAAACAGAAACUGGUCAGCAGCGUCGGUCAGAAGAUGGUGAUGCAUAAUCCUCAUAGAAAACAUCUGAUGGAUUUCAUGGAAUUUGACAAAAGCGGAAAAUGAUUCAGAUUUUCUUUAGGCGGAUAUCAAAAUUAUGGAAAAAAAAACUAGAGAAGAAUUUAAAAACAGUAUCUUGUGAAUGCUUUGCAAUGAUAGACUCAUUUUUUCCUUGUUUGAAACUAAUUAUCACUUUUGACGUAGGAUUGCGUCUUUCGGGAACAUAUUGGGGUACAAAUUGAAAAUCGAAAAUCGAGCGCAUCGUGAAAAUUGUCCAAUUUCAAACGCUUAUUGCACAGUCAUUUCAUGAUGGAUUGAUGAAUUUUUUGCGUCAAUCGAUUUCGGCACUCCAUAACAUUUUUUUAUAUUGGAGAAAAUAAUAUAUGUCAUGAAAUUAACUAUCGAACAAUUGGCAAAAUUGACGACACAUGCGGCGGGUCCCUAACAGAGACAUCAAAACCAAGCUGCCUGGGGGAAAACGGCAUUGCAAAUAAAUGAAAGUAGGGGGAACUUUUGUUCCUACCGAGAUGUGUUCCCUAACAGAGACAUCAAAACCAAGCUGCCUGAAGAAAAUCGGCAUUGCAAAUACAUGAAAGUAGGGAAAGCUUUUGUUCCUAUUGAAAAGUUAGGGAAUACAGAGACAUCAAAACCAAGAUGCCCGGGGGAAAUCGGCAUCGCAAAUAUAUGCAAGUCGGAUGCAUUUUUAUAUCGCAAGUAAGGUGAGUGAUACGAUUAAUUCUAGUAAAUAAAAUUUAAAUUUGGAACUUUAAUGUUGGUUGUUUCGUUAAAUUUCAUAUCAAUGACCGAUCGUGUAUUGUGAAAAAUUUAGCACAAUAUUAGAAAAUGUGAUUUCCCAUAUGUUCUACAUAUAGUAUAGUAUGUUGUGUUAUUGUUAGUCCAAUUAAAAUUCGCAUUGAAUUGAAUAAACACUCAGAAAGUGAAAGUCAUACAAGAAAAUAACCUUUUCCAAAUUAAAUAUGUUUUCUCUAUAUUAAAGUAACAUGUUUUUACUGGUGAGAAAAAUUGAUAAUUGUGUUCGGUAUUGGUAAUUAUCUUAUACUACAUUAGUGAUUAUUACAUUACAUUAGUUUUAUUACAUAGACAUUUGUUUUUUCAUUAUUUCAUCCAUAAAAUAGGAGGCAUCUUGUCUAGGAUCAGAGAGGACGGUUUUCAUCAUAUAUCGUUGCACUUCGGUAUCUUUUAUCUGACACGUACCAUCCAACGACUGUUUACCAUUCUUCUGUCACUGGUGGAGUGAACAAACAAUAUGCAACAACCAAACAAAACGGCCCUUUUCAGGGCCACCAACUCAUUAUCAAAUAGUUUAACGAUGUAAUUCUUCUAACAUAUCCAAAAUCAACAGAUAGCUUAACGGAGUCCUACGACAACUAUGCGGUCGUGUCUCGGACACAACCCUCCAGUGACUUUUUAAAUAUGCUUUCAUUCAAAGUAUGUCUUCAAAACAAUACAGUUGAAAAUAUCUAUAAGGUAAAAAGUUAUAACUAUCGUCCUGAUUCUGGUCUGGUCCGCCAAUUCUGAAUGUUUGAAUUACAAAAAAACUAGCUCUGCAAUUUUGGGAAAACUUUACAGUUAUUAUUCUAUAAUUCAUAAUAUCAACAAAUCAAUAUUAUACAAUCAAUCGUGAUCGUAUUUGGGCCAGUGGCCUCCAUUGCCAUUUUAUGGUGUUGCAACUCUCUCUUAGUCUAAUCCUAAACAUAGAAACAAAAAAAUUCUGUUCAUUCAGGACAAUCGGAAGUAGACCUCCGCCAUGUAUCAAUGGGUCUACGGGAACUACAUUUUUGAUCCUUAAUUACAUCCCAUAGCGCAUUUACCGAAUCCAAAUAAACAAAUUUACGUCCUCUGGAUACGUCAGAAUUUCGUUCUAAAAAUGCCACCAGGCGGGUAAAUUGCUGUUUGUUUAUCUUUCGUUUCUUAAACAAGACAAGACAAGACUCAAAAUGUUAGCAAAAAAGCUAAAUAAAUACGAAAUUAAACUUACUCCAUUCCGCGUGACUAGCUUUCACCAUCUAAAACACAAGUGACAAAUAUACCUGUUUUUCUCCAUGACAUGACAGUAUCGUGAUAUUCAUAAUAACACCGAGUUCAUCACAGUUGUCACGACGGAUGAACUCUUCUGGAUUCUACACACACGGUGACAGCCGUAAUAAGGUUGUAUACAAUUCACUCCGUUUUCACCGUGAAGUGACGUUCGUGAUCAGGCCCUAUAAUUGUACCUGGGGGAUACACAUUGCGUAUUUGGAACAGAAAUACCAGCAAAGAAUCAAUCUUCUCCAAACAAUAACCGGAACACGGUGGGGUGCCCAUCCAGAAUACCACAUUAAGCUUUACAAAACAACGAUAUUAUCAGUGUUAGAAUAUGACUGUUUUUGAUUCCGAUCAGCUGCCAGGAUUCAUAUUCGCAAGCUGGAGAGGAUACAAUAUCGUUGCUUGCGUAUAGCCAUGGGGUGUUUGCAUUCGAUACAUACGAUGAGUCUCGAAGUCAUGCCAGGAGUACCCCCGCUUACUCUUCGGUUCACAGAAUUAUCUUACAGAUUUCUGAUAAAAUGUUCUUUACAUGAACGGGUCCACUGGCUUUGGUAUCUUCAAUGAAAAUUUCAGUGCCUCUUUCAAACUCAGAGAUCCGUGUAUGUCGCUGAACUGGGUGCGAUAUACUACGCACUAGGGAUCAUUGAAACAUUUUCCAUCAACCAUUAUUUUAUUUUUCCAUAUAUUUUCAGCCCAACAGAGGCAAUCCGCUCAAUGAAAGUUGAUAAACGCUCAUCUUAUACACUCGUAAGUUGGCAGCGGAUGUGGAGUGAAGAUGAGUUCGGUCGUUGGUUUACACGAUUAUCCCUAAGGUCUCGACCAAGAUGCUAAACUAUAGGUGUUUCGUUCUUGACACUUUCAUGACAAUACCUGAGACGAGUAGCGAGACGUAGCUUUCUGAAUUAUUUACUUUUUGUUUGGUUGUGUGGUUAUGGUUUCAUAUCAACUCGCUGAGGAAAACAACUGAAGGAAGAAAUAAACAAAUAUAUAUUCGUGAAAAAUAGUGUACUAUAGCUGCAAUAAGGUAUUUAUAUUAUAUAUUAUAACCGCUCCAUGUAAUGUAAUUAAACAUACACAUACUCUUUACAGAUACACAGGUCGAAGGCCACUGAUCAUUUAACAAGAGCCAAAGGUUAUACCGCUCAUGGCAACUCUACACGAGUUGAAGAUUGUACCGUCCAGUGACCAUUCUACCCUGGAUUCCUCGAGUCAAGAGAGACGCACCACGAUUGAUAUGAGGUACAGACUAGGGGGGCGUCGCUGAUCAAUGGUCAGUUAUACUCCAAUAGGAAGUAUCCCGUGUCGGCCACACAUACAUAGUACUGGAGACUACAACAUCCCAAUUAUGAGAUCUAUGUAAUACUAACCUCGAGCCAACCGCGAGUAAUCGGUUACAUAUUACUAACACAGUUGUAAGACAAAAAUUGUUAAAAUAUUGGACUCCCGGCCCCGUCAAGCUACGUGCCUUAAUAAAAUAUAUAUUUUGGGAAAAAAAAAUUAUAUAUUAUUCAAUAUUUUUGGGGGACAGUGAGGAUUUGAUGAGCUUGUGAAUGUGAUAAAAGUGCUAUAAGUCUAAGAAAUCUGUUGUCCAACUCCUCCACAGAUAAUCGUUCAUCUCGCGGUUCUCUAUCAUGCCAAAAUUAUAUUGUGAAUAUUUUAUUUACUUCAGAUGCCGUAUUAUUGUGCAGUAAAAGGAUGUGGAAACAAGGUUCUCAUAACGAAAAAUAACCCGGACAUUGUUUACCACACUUUUCUCCGAGAUGGAGAUAAAAAUCAAAAAUCAAAUCAUAUGCUCACGUCAUUUCCAUAGAAGCAGUUACGAUGACCGACAUCAAAUGCGCCAUGAACUUAAUGGUACGAGGAAAUAUAGGAUGUUGAAUUCCAAAGUUAAACCUUUUUUCUGCCUUAUAUGUAUCAGCCAUUCCAUGUCUAACCGAUAUAGUGGUUCUCCGAUUUUCGUGGAAAGUGGUAGAUUUGUUCUUUAUUGUAAAAUAUUAGACCCGUCUUUUCUUGUUUUUUUUAUUAGGGCUGUGUGGUAUACGUUGCAAAUCGUGAAUAUUGUCACCGGAUUAAGGGGAUUGUAGUGAUGUAGAACGUUGAACUUUUGACUAGUCUGAAAUCGAUCCACCGCCGCAACAAUAAGAAAUUUCUCACCGUGCAAUUUUUCGAAAUGACUGGUAUACUCAUCGGCAGUGCGGAAAUACUCUCGGCAUACAAAGCAGCAGCGCAAAGAGGGGUCCAAAUUGUGUUUCAGCAUACGUUCCACCGUAGUCACAUAACGAAUUUCCGAUAGAAGUCGAUUCGCCGCUACCAUCUCUUU